GACAGAUCUAUCCCAAGUCCCAACAUUCUGCUGCUCCUUAACCUUCGUUUGAAUGGCGCAGCCUUCGCUCACUGGCUGUGAAUUUGCAGUUUAGUUCCUUGUCGUUUACAUUGAAUUACAAUUUCUGGUGUUCCUUUGGGGUUCGUAAUUAGAUCUUACACUACAGUGGGAAACGAAUCCUAAACGAAGCACUACUAUUUAAUAGAAUACAAACAACCUUACAACAUGUAACGCACUGGGAAAAAAAUGGACAUUGGUUCAUCUUGGGAUGCAUCCGAUAAGCCAGCCGGUUUGAGAGGGAUUUAGGCUAUUAUGGCAUCUGGAGAUCACAAUGUUGAAAACAGAGAUUUCCAGUAUGUCGAGGAGGGUCGGCCCAAUGAACUUCUCAAACAAAAAAUGCAACCUUCUGGCAACAAGAACAUGAAGGAGGUUACAUUUUUUAAAAAGGAAGAGUUAAAUAAUAAGAAGAGAUCUCCAAUUGGUCAGACUGCAAACAGCUCCUGUAAGGGGAAGAAGGUGGUGUCCCACAAAAGGAAAAGCAAACACCAGGUUUUGAACCCCUGUGGGAGACGGAAGCAGCCCCCUCUGAGCAGGGGCUGUGACAUGGCAAACAAGGAAAAUGAAGUGGCAUGUGCAAGCAGCUUGCAUGAAAAACUACACAAGGACCGCUGCAGCUUCCCAGUGAACUCCGGGGACUCCACUAAGAUGGAGGGUGCUGCUUCGAAGUUCAGCGAUUAUUUCACAGAGAUAUCUAAGGAUCAUGAUACAAUGACACAAGUGCUUUUUGGGAGAAAUCUGAAGCUUAAUGUAGCUCUGAGUCUUUGGCGAAGAAAUGCAAGUGAACUGGUGGCAUACCUCAUCAGAAUUCAAGAUAUUGGUGUGCUGGCGGAUUGUCUACCUGUAAUAACAAAAAGCCUUCAAGAGGAGAAACCAAUUAUUUCUAUUGGCUGCUGUGUUGACCUCUUACCACUAAUUAAAGAUAUUCUUAAAAGCAGAUUCGAAGAAUACCUGAUAGCUGGUUUACACUGGGUGCAGUCUGUCAUUAAGAAAUGGUGGCCUGAGUUAUCUGCAAAUGGAACAAGUGCCAGCGAUAGCCAUCCAGAGGAUGGGAAUAUUCAGAUUAUGAAGCAACAAUUAAAAGAACUUUGGGAACAAGGAAGUCAUUUGAGUUUCGUUCCAGGAACUGCCGGUGAAAUCGCAAAGACUGUUGAAUCCUAUUUAUCACAGCUGCGCUGAAGUAUAUGUGAAACACUUAGAGGAAGUAACCACUCCCAGGACUUGCCGUCACAAAGCUGCUUUUCAGCUCUACAGUGAUACGGUUCAAACGGAUCACAUGGUCGCAUAUCCAGGAACACUACCAAGAGUGGUUCAAAGAACUCUCUGCUCUCCUACCAUGUCUAAAGCCUUCAGUUCAUUGAGAAUUACUGCUUCACAUUGAAGCGGUGGACCUGCCAGGAGGCACACACUAUAAAUACAUAUUUAUCAGGACAUUGGUAAGAACUAGGCUAUUAAACAAAAUAAUACAAAAAAAAAUAAAAGCCUUGAAAGUGCCAAUUGAUUUUCACUACAGCAUAUUUUGCCAUACAGUGCAUUUGUAUAGAUGAAUGUAAUAGUUACUGUAACACGGGUUUCAACUUUGCAGAACUUAAGUUAAACAGAAUUUGAAGACAUUCACGAUUUUCCUGAUCAUGUAAACUUGACUGUACAUGUAUAUACCACUAUGUUCUUUCAAUCAAAGAUUAAAUACAUUUACAACAUGUUUGGUGUCACGUCAUACAAGAAAUACAAAUUAAUGACUUAAAAAAGAAAAAUAAAAAGAUAGGAUUGUGCUUCCUACACUAUUUUUAGUUGACCAUCAAAGAUGUUACCUCCUAAAUUAUUUUUUACAGUUGUUUUUGUUUUGUUUUAAGAGAAAAUACAUUAUGUUCAUAGCUUAUCAAUGAAGUAUUUUAUGUUGGAUAAGUGGAUGGACAAAAUAUUGUGUAGUUGAUCCAGCACAUCUGAGUGGGCAAAACUGUCUUAAUGUAAUAUAUUUAGAAUUGCUUCUUCUGUGGAUCUUAAAGUAACUUGCACUUUUAAAGAUACUGAUACAUAGCAUACAAGAUAAGCACUAAUUACUUUUUAAACUAUGUGUUUUGAGCUUUUCCAAAUUGUUUAAAUGUUGAGUAUGACUGUUUUUUUUUUUUAAAUGGACUGAAAUGCCACUUUUUGCAUAAAGUUGCAUCAAUCAAUGAUUCAUGUUAUGUAUUGAGAAGCAGAGUUUUCAAAGUGCAAAAAAUAUUUUAUACGUUUGAAUAAAGAUGUUUGUAUAUAUAUAAAAAUGGUUAACAAGGAGUUUUGACUAUUUUCUUGUGACCUUCAAAUAUAUAAAUACAUAAAUAAAAGUGAUAUAAACUC
Molecule: messenger RNA, 2397 nt
Organism: Acipenser ruthenus (sterlet)
Lineage: Eukaryota; Metazoa; Chordata; Actinopteri; Acipenseriformes; Acipenseridae
Product: KATNB1-like protein 1
Exons: 11
Coding region: 313-1236 (307 amino acids)
Cellular component (GO): nucleolus
Molecular function (GO): microtubule binding
Source: RefSeq, a predicted model, not a curated record